Molecule: messenger RNA, 3258 nt
Organism: Symbiodinium sp. CCMP2592
Lineage: Eukaryota; Dinophyceae; Suessiales; Symbiodiniaceae
Source: the annotation of a GenBank genome assembly
AUGGCGCUAUCAGAACCCAACCCCUUCUUGGCUCUCUCAGAGGAAGCCACUGAACAGGCCAGCCCAAUGCGGGCCUUAUUGGAAGGCUCGGGCAUCCCGGAGUCUCUUUGGAAAGAUGUGGCUGUGUUUGCCCCUGAUGAGUUCGGGUCUCUUUCUGAUGCAGAAAUUCAGGAACUCUUAGAUGGCCUUACGUACCCAUCUCAGCCAUCCGAUCUGUUGGUAAAGGCCAGGAUUCGCCUCUUGUGGCGGAAAUGCCAAAAGUCGGGGGCACCCUUGCAACAUGAUCCUCCCAAGCCCAAUCCCGUGGGGAGCACAGGUGCGCUUGCCGAUCAGGCCUCAUGGUCUGAGGCAUUCCCGAAGCGUCUCAGUGGCGAGGCAGUCCGCCAAAUGAUAAAGGCUUUCAGUGAGAAGUACCCUUCGGAACCAUUAAGAUCGCCGUUGGCGAUGGAUACCGUGGAAGCCCCACGGCUUGAAAAUCUGUUGUGGGAAGAGAUACCCAGCAGAGAGUUGCCUACACAGGGCAUGGCUAAGAGUGUUAUGGCAGAACUGCUUCAUUUGCAGGCAGUGGCGAUUGCGCUAGCAGACGGCGCCCAUCUCUACACCCUGCGGGAGAUGAACCGUAAAUUUCUUGUCAAGUGUUUCGAUCACUUGCCUCGGGAUGGGGGGUUGCGAGUGCCAAACAGAUUGGAGGCCGAGAACGCAGAGAAACAGCUUUGGCAACAGAUCGCGGUCUUGUUCAAUGAAGAGCACUGGACGAUGGAUCAGGCAAUACGCGAGGUUGUCGUGGCUCGCAACGAGCUUCACGUUCUGCUCAUGCCGAGGGCCGUCGCACCAAAAAUUCCAUGGCAACCGUGGACGCCGCAUCGCAUCAAAGGCGAUGGCAAGCAGGGGAACCUCGGCAAGGGCGGCAAAGGGGAUAAGGGCAACAAGGGCGGUUCUAAGGAUGGCAAAGGUUCCCAGCGUCAUACCUUGAUGAUCAAUGGCCUGCGAGUGGGUCGCGCCCUGGCCACGUUUUCUGAAGUCCCACCGGUGCCCGCAGCAGUGGACUUAGCAAACAGUGAGGGCUCCAUGAAUUUGAACGUCUCCGUUGGGGACUUUCAGGGGGGUGCAUUGUGGCUGGAGUCAGCAACAGGCACUUUGUGGCGCCAGCCACCAGGCAGCCAGCACUGGGUGAAGGGCGAAGAGGUUCAGACUUUUCGUAAUCCCGUUGCUUUUCCAGCGUGUGCCUGGCAUGAAACCAUGCCAUUCGUGGGUACUAGAUGGUCCAUCACUUGUUACACGUUGCCCCAUGUGCCAGCGGGUACAUUAGCCAAUCUUGGCUUUCCGGAGGUAUCUCCGGAGCAACUUCCUCGUGUAUCGCAGACACAGGAGUCAGCUGCCGCAUCCGCGGUUCAUUCCAGUGAGCCAAUCUCAGCCCUGCCACCGGUGGUGGCCACACAGCGGCACCCUCUUUUCUUCUUGGAUCUUUUCGCCGGUGCAGGUGCACCACUCUGUCAGGAGGCCGCACGUCGGGGUUGGGCGUGUAUUCCCAUAGAUAUUCUACAUAACAAGGCAUCAGACUUACGUGAUGAUCGCAUCUUCGAUAGCCUCUUGAAGCUUUCCCACUCAGGUGCAGUAGCGUUUGCAAACGCAUCCCCUCCUUGCUGCGAAUACAGCAUUGUGAAGCAGUUUGAUGGCGGACCGCCACCCUGCCGAUCAUGGGAAUGCUUGGCAGGCUUUCCCUCCAACAAUGACGAAGCCCAGGAGCGUGUUCGAUCCAGCCACCUUCUGUUAUCUCGGGCAGUCAUGCUCUUGCACGCUGUAUAUCAGAGUGGCAAUCACGUAAGCUUAGAACAACCCCGUAACUCUAUGGCUUGGGCUGAGCCCGUGACUCAGGCUUUCCUUCUGGAAAUUGCGGCGGAUGUGAUUCAGGUUGCAGCCUGCAGUUAUGGUUCGAGCUAUGCAAAGUACUGGGCCUUCGCCACCAGUUGGCGACCUUUACAGCAAUUGCAAAGUACUUGCCAGCACGCUGCGGGUCAUCAUGAUACGUUUCACGGUAAACGUGACGCCACAGGCCAGUUCGUGUCUCGGCAUACGGCGGUGUUCCCUCCCAUGCUGUGCAAUGCGUUCAUGGAGGCCAUUAGCCCGUUGUUCCCAGAGAACUCACAUGCUACCGACUUCACGUCAUUGGAUCAGGCACUUUCUGCAUUGCCAAUUCGCCCCUUGAACGAUUUCCCGACUGGCCAGCAGGAUGGUGGCGGCAUUUACAGCCAGCCCGACUGGACUUCUCCUCCGGCGGGGUCAAAGGAUACUUUCCGCCAGUUGCGUCAAGAUAUGUGGGGGUUUUUCAAAGAGCAUAAACUUUUUGAUCGCCUUCGCAAACAUGUCAGCCAGUCAUCGCAAGAGCCUCUCAUUCAGCAGCAUGAGCUCCCUGCAUUGCGGUCGAUUUGGGAAGAUUGGUUUAGAGCCCAGGGCUUCACGGAUUCAGUUUCAUGGGAGGUCGCGCCCGACCAGCCUUACUGUCUUCAGGCACUUGAGCUUCUGAGCAAGGCUCUUGACGACCGUGAUGUGGCACUUUGGAAGGACUUACAGGCUGGGGUGCCAACGGGUGUUGAUGGUGACAUUUCUAUGAGCAACUGCGCCUGGCAACAGCUAGCAGACACCUUGACGGAUGACUUGCAUUUCCGCAAAUCGCCACCAGGGUCGACCAUCCCCCCGGGCAGCAAGUUGUUGAGUGCUCGCCAUGUGGAAAUCAAGUGCAAAGCGGACUUGCGCUUGGUGCGGGCCACAGGCAAACGUGUCUGGAUUCGUGUGGCGGAUGCAUCAUCUAGCAAGCGUCGAAUCAGCACGGUGAGCAGACAGUUCAUCAUGUUCUGGGUGCACUUUUGCAUGCGGCCUCAGAUGCCCCGCUGCUUGUCUUUGCCGCCUUUGGACUUUCAGUAUUCAUUAGCUGCUGACGCUUGUGCUAAGGGCAACGACAUUGGGAUUGGCGGAUGGGUUGAAUUGCCGAAUCAGCCCAUUGUUUGGUUUUCCGAAUGGUUUACGGUCCAAGAUUUCCGUGCGCUGGGAUUGCCCAUGAAAGAUGAUGCUAAUUUGGACAUUACAGCGUAUGAGACGCUGGCACAACUGGCUCUCUUGAUCGCUUUCAUUUCCAUCACUCCUACUGGGUGGAAAGGCGACUUGCAGGAACUUCCUUCCCGGUUCAUCUUGGAUCACCGGGUUCGUUGCCCACUCACAGUCUUGUGGGAGGGCGAGCGAGAUGUUCGCGUUUUCCCGCCA